Blepharisma stoltei is the source of this 531-nucleotide messenger RNA. Lineage: Eukaryota; Ciliophora; Heterotrichea; Heterotrichida; Blepharismidae. The record is from the annotation of a GenBank genome assembly.
AUGGAAAAGGAAUGAAAAGUCUUUGCAUUCAGAUUUUCAAAAUGCCUAGAUCAUAUUUCUCCAACUUCUCUCAAUAAAAAUAAAUCCAAGCAAGAGUUGGCCAACAUCUUCCCUAUAAAUAUUUAUAAAAAAGAAAAAUUAAAAAGAGAAAAUUCAGCUGCUCACAUGAGAUUAAAAAUAAAAGAAAAAAAAGGAAAGAUAAAGUUGAAUGAAGAAAAAGCUGAAAAAAUAAAGCAAGUUCAAAGCCAAAAACUAAUAAAUUCGUUAGAAAAAGCGCAAGAACUGCGAAAAUUAUUGAUCCUAAAAUAUCGGCAAAUGUCUGAUAAUUUACCAGAAAAGAUCGAAGUGCACUCAAGAAUUCUUUCUUGCAGCCACCAAAGGUCACUAAAAAGCAUUUCACCUAUGAAAUCUGUUUUCUUUAAACUUAGCGGAAACCCUAAAAGGUCUAAAACUCCUGUCAUAAAUUCAAACUUAAGUUUUGAUUUUUAUCAAGGAUCACCUUCUUUUAAGAAAAAGGUGGUGUUCAGCUAA